Aspergillus saccharolyticus JOP 1030-1 is the source of this 828-nucleotide messenger RNA. RefSeq names its product putative thiol methyltransferase. The record is from RefSeq and is a predicted model, not a curated record. Gene Ontology annotation, molecular function: S-adenosylmethionine-dependent methyltransferase activity. Bases 1 to 828 code for a protein of 275 amino acids. The transcript has 2 exons. Lineage: Eukaryota; Fungi; Ascomycota; Eurotiomycetes; Eurotiales; Aspergillaceae.
AUGCAACGAAAAGUCAUGGACACACUGGCCAGAUAUCAAGGGGACGACUAUGUUGACGGCUGGGCUGAACUGUGGCAGAAGAAUGAGAAUCUUCCCUGGGACAAAGGCUUUCCUAAUCCCGCAUUGGAAGAUACCCUCACGCAGCAAAGCGCGACUCUCGGAGGUCCAAUCACCACGAAUGCACAGGGAGAGGCUUACAGAAAGAAAGCACUGGUCCCUGGCUGUGGCAGGGGUGUGGACGUGCUUCUCCUUGCCAGCUUUGGCUAUGAUGCCUACGGCUUGGAGUAUAGUGACGUUGCAGUCAAGAUGUGUAAGGACGAGGCAGCUCGGAACGGUAACAAGUAUUCUGUCAGGUAUGCUGAGAUUGGACGAGGGAAGAUUACUUUCGUGCAAGGUGACUUCUUCAAAGACGACUGGCUGAAGAGACUGCAACUGCCGCUUAACGGCUUUGAUUUGAUCUACGAUUAUACGUUCUUUUGUGCACUGAAUCCAACAAUGCGACCAGAUUGGGCUCUACGCCACACUCAACUCCUGGCACCGUCACCACGAGGCAAUCUGAUCUGCCUUGAGUUUCCAAGGCACAAGGCAACAGCGGAGCAAGGACCCCCUUGGGGUGUCUCAUCGGAGGCCUACAUGGAGCAUUUGAGUCACCCAGGUGAACAAAUCCGAUAUGACGCUCAAGGUCGAUGCAAAAUGGACCCUUUGCGCGAGCCAAGCGAGCACGGUCUCGAGCGCGUUGCGUACUGGCAGCCUGCUCGGACACAUGAAAGUGGUAAAGACAGUGACGGGGUGAUUCAAGAUCGAGUCUCUAUUUGGCGCCGUCGGUAG